AUGUUGGGGUUCAUGGAUAUGGUCCGAGCAAUACUUGUUGCGUUUAUAUUAACGUUCACCCGCGAUGCGGAGGAUUUGAAAAUCGACGCACCAAACGAGUCGAAUCAAGUAAGUCAACACGAAGUCGAGGCUUCUGAAGACGAAAGUGAUUGUGAGAGUGUUGAAGACUCCUCCGAAGACGAGUUUGACGAGAACGAAUUCUUCGUUGAAGAGUCUGACUAUCAAGACGACUCUAUUGAGACACUCAAGAUGCAACAAAAAGUUGUCCACCUGUCCUUAUAUUCCGAACGGCUUGUCGCGCUUCACCCGAUGUUCUUAAAUUCGAUCGAAGUGUGA
Entamoeba invadens IP1 is the source of this 336-nucleotide messenger RNA. RefSeq lists its product as hypothetical. Bases 1 to 336 code for a protein of 111 amino acids. The record is from RefSeq and is a predicted model, not a curated record. Lineage: Eukaryota; Evosea; Mastigamoebida; Endamoebidae. The transcript has a single exon.